Messenger RNA from Polypterus senegalus (gray bichir), 3639 nucleotides. It is a transcript of the gene usp13, whose product is annotated as ubiquitin specific peptidase 13. Gene Ontology annotation, biological process: protein deubiquitination. Bases 137 to 2731 code for a protein of 864 amino acids. Gene Ontology annotation, molecular function: zinc ion binding; cysteine-type deubiquitinase activity; protein binding. The transcript has 22 exons. The record is from RefSeq and is a predicted model, not a curated record. NCBI's taxonomy places the organism in Eukaryota, Metazoa, Chordata, Cladistia, Polypteriformes, Polypteridae.
UGUGUCUUCACACACUGAGAUAGCGGACCCCCGGCUGAAUGUCGGCGUCGUGUGAUUUAUAAAUAGCAUCCUCCUUCUUUCCUGCGCUGUGACUCGCAUACAGCAGCAUUGUGGGGUUAGGAGCAGGAAUGCGAAGAUGGCUGCAGACCUGGGAGAGCUACUUGUUCCUUACAUGCCCACCAUCAGAGUUCCCAGAACUGGAGACAGGGUGUUCAAGAACGAAUGUGCCUUCUCGUACGAUACACCAGAGUCUGAAGGAGGUCUGUAUGUAUGUAUGAAUACUUUCCUUGGAUUUGGAAGAGAACAUGUUGAAAGACACUAUCGUAAAACUGGACAGUGUGUAUAUAUGCAUCUAAAACGUAUAAUAAAAGAGAAAGCCACAGGUGCUGCAGGAGGUGCUGUACCAAUGAGAAGGAAAGGAAAAAUGUUUUUUGAUUUAGAGCCUAAUUUCGACUUUAAUGGGGAGGACUACGAGUAUGAAGAUGAAGCCAAACUUGUCAUAUUUCCAGACCACUUCGAGAUCCCUUUACCAAAUAUUGAAGAAUUACCUGCGCUGGUGACAAUAGCUUGUGAUGAAGUUCUCAGUGCCAAAUCCCCCUAUAGAAGACAGGACCCUGACUCAUGGGAAGAAGAAAUUCAGGUUUCAAAGCAUGCAAGCAGUUUGAAGCAACUUGACAAUGGAGUCAGAAUUCCUCCCAGUGGCUGGAAAUGUUCCAAGUGUGAGCUUCAGGAGAAUUUAUGGCUGAACUUAACAGAUGGCUCAGUCCUUUGUGGGAAGUGGUUCUUUGAUGGGACUGGAGGCAAUGGGCAUGCUUUGGACCACUAUCGGGAAACAAACUAUCCCUUAGCAGUCAGACUUGGAUCAAUGACACCUGAUGGAGCAGAUGUUUAUUCAUUUCAAGAGGAGGAAGCAGUGAUUGAUCCUCAUUUAGCAGAACAUUUAGCACACUUUGGAAUAGAUAUGCUUCAGAUGCCAAAGACAGAAAAUGGUUUCACCUGCAGUGAGUUCAAGUCACGUACUAAUGAGUGGGAGGUUAUACAGGAAUCAGGACUGAAACUGAAGCCAGUCUAUGGCCCAGGAUUCACAGGGAUUAAGAACCUUGGAAACAGCUGCUAUCUCACUGCCACCAUGCAGGUCCUUUUCCACAUCCCUGAAUUCCAGAGAGCAUAUGUGGGAAAUUUACAGAGGAUAUUUGAUUAUUCGCCACUUGAUCCUACACAGGACUUUAACACACAGAUGGCUAAACUGGGACAUGGUCUUCUUUCAGGCCAGUACUCCAAGCCUCCCGUGAAAUCUGAACUUAUUGAACAGGUGAUGAAAGAAGAAUACAAGUCCUUUCAAAAUGGAAUUUCACCUCGAAUGUUUAAGGCACUGACAAGUAAAGGUCACUCUGAAUUUGCAUCCAGUAGACAACAAGAUGCACAAGAAUUUUUUCUUCACUUGAUAAACCAAAUUGAGAGGAACAGUGAAGGCACAGAGAACCCUAGUGAUGUAUUUAGAUACCUGGUAGAGGAACGAAUUCAGUGCUGUCAGUCAAGGAAGGUCAGAUAUACACAUAGUGUUGACUACCUCAUGCAGCUUCCUGUGCCAGUGGAAGCAGCAACAAACAAAGAGGAACUAAUCAUGUAUGAGGUUAAACGACGUGAAGCUGAAGUGAACAAAAGAAUGUUUCCUGAGGUGGUGAGAGCUAGGAUUCCUUUCAGUGCCUGUUUACAGGCAUGGACGGAGCCAGAAAAUGUUGAUGACUUCUGGAGCAGUGCUCUUCAGGCUAAAUCUGCUGGUAUCAAAACAUCUCGAUUUUCAUCUUUUCCUGAAUAUCUGGUUAUCCAGAUAAAAAAGUUUACCUUUGGCUUAGACUGGGUUCCAAAGAAAUUAGAUGUAUCUAUUGAUAUGCCAGAUUUGUUGGAUAUCACUUUCCUUCGAGCCACUGGUUUACAACUUGGAGAGGAGGAGCUUCCUGAUAUUGCACCACCCAUUGUUAUUCCUGAUGAACCCAAAGAUCAUUUCAUGAAUCAUUUUAUGGACUCUCCUGAAAUUGAUGACUCGGCAGUUAUGCAACUUGCUGAAAUGGGUUUUCCCCUGGAAGCCUGUAGAAAGGCAGUUUACUACACUGGAAAUAUGGGAGCAGAGGUGGCAUUUAACUGGAUAAUAGCUCACAUGGAGGAACCAGAAGGAAACAGUAUCAGAAACCCGAGAAGUAAUCAGCAGCAGGAUUUUGCAGAGCCUUUGGUGCUUUCCAGUUUCAGUGAGAUUGGCCCAUCAGGGUUUGGAACUGCUCCUAUAUUGGAAAACCAACCUCCAGAGGAGAGUGUUGCAAUUCUUACAUCUAUGGGCUUCCCUAGAAAUCAGGCUAUUCGUGCAUUAAAAGAAACGAACAAUAACCUAGAACGAGCACUUGACUGGAUAUUCACUAACCCCAAUGGUGAAGAAGAAAGUGAAGCAGCUUCAGAUAUUGCUGAAAAUGAGGGGAAUACUAAUAGCAAUGAUGUCCUUACCAGCAAUGUGGCAGACAGUGAGCCUACUGGACCGCGUGUUAGAGACGGACCAGGAAAAUAUGAGUUAAUUGCUUUCAUUAGCCACAUGGGAACAUCCACGAUGUGUGGACAUUAUGUAUGCCAUAUAAAAAAGGAGGGCAGAUGGGUUCUCUACAAUGACCAUAAAGUGUCUCUGUCAGAAAGGCCACCUAAAGAUUUGGGCUAUAUCUACUUUUAUCAGCGGAUAUCCAGUUAAGCUCAAUUUCUUUCAGUUCAACACUGAAAGCAUCACCUUUUGCCAAAAAAAGUGUAAUAUUAAAGACUGAACCUGAUUAAAUAGGGGAAAAGCUUUUAUUCUAGAAUGUUUUUUAAUUGUUUUUAAAUGUCAGUUUCAGAGAUUUAUAAGAUAUUUGUGCAAUCUAUUUCUUGAAAAUAUACAUAAUGCUGUACUUUACAUAUCUGAAGUUUAAAUCCCUUUUUUAUUUAUUUUCAGAGCAUCUUUAAAAUCUUGGAAGAGAUUUUCAAUUUAUUUGAUUGUUUUGAUGUUAAUUAAUAUUGAUAAAGAAGAUAAAACUAAAAAUGUCUGAAAUCCCUGGGUCUGUUUUAGGCAGUGAUUCUUUAUUGGCCAUGUUGAGACACAAUAUUCCUAUUUUAAUUUGAAAGUUUUUUUAUUUGUUUGAAAAAAGAACUUUUAUGAAAUACCUAAAAUCCCCAGUACCAUGGGUACUUAUGAUUCAUCCUUUUAAAAAAACCCAAACCUUAUGUCUUGGGACAGCUGGUUUAUAAAAAAAAAAUCUACAUUUCAUAUUCUGCUUUUAAUGGUUUUCUUACUACCACAUUUCUCAUUUUUUGUAGUUUCAAUAAGAAUUAAGUAAAAUAUUACAACAUCUGAAGGUAGCUUGUUAUCAAAAAAAACAACAAAAUCUGUGUUUUUGAGGUAUUUUUAAUGAUAAUUAUUUGUUUUUGCCUUUUGCUCUUACUGAUUAAAGACACAUUACCUAUUUUGAGUAAUGCAAGAAAAUUAAAUUAACUAAACAUCCAGUUUUGGAGUAGUUGUUUUAGAAGUAUCAUAUCACUGCAGGGCGGUACGGGUCCUCCCUGCGUGGAGUUUGCAUGUUUUCCCCGUGUCUGCGUGGGUUUCCUCCGGGUGCUCCGGUUUCCUCC